AUGGGGGAACUCAAACAAGACUCAAGACCAAGACCAUCUUUGCCACAGUUUGGUACUGGUGCAAACGGCGAUCGACACUCCCUGUCACCUCAUACUAGUCAGUCGCGUCGUACUCCGAUUGUAUAUCCAGCUUUACUUUCACGCGUGGCGGAAGCGUUCCGAGAACGCAUAACUCUGAUAGAGCGCGCCAAAGAUGGAUUGUCAUACAAGGAUGCCUUUGAUGGACGCGAAGCUGUUGACAAGAUUGCAUACAUCAUUAAAACGACCGAUCGAAAUCUUGCUCUAUUAUUAGGACGGGCGUUGGAUGCACAGAAAUUUUUCCAUGAUGUCACAUAUGACCACCGGCUCAGAGACAGUCCAUACGAAUUAUACCAAUUUCGCACCGCGGUAUCGGCGCCUUACGCUAGCGGCGAUGUCUCAACAAUACACGGCGCAAGCAAUGGCCAACUUCGUGCAGUAGCUAAGGGAGGGGCCACGUCAAACGAUGGUAGCAUUCCAUCUGGCGAUGAUACACAGACAGAUGAUACUUCGGGAUCGCAAAUCCCCGGGCCGAUUGAAAGCGCACUGUCGUCUGACGAAGUACCCCUGCCGUCAGGUGUCUUUACUCUACUUACGGAUUGCUAUUCUCCGACAUGUUCUCGGGACUCCCUGUGUUACAGUAUUGCUUGCCCAAGACGUUUAGAACAGCAGGCUCGAUUGAAUCUAAAGCCGCAACCUGGGCUGAAGCGAAGCAUCAGCAAGGAAUCGCUCGGCGAUUUAGUGGAACCUGGUACAUUGUGGAUACACUCAGUACCGAAGGAGAUUGCUGACAGCGUGUCCGAAACGGAAAAGAAGCGUCAAGAAGCAAUUAACGAGGUGAUUUACACGGAACGAGAUUUUGUUCGGGAUUUGGAAUACCUUCGAGAUGUUUGGAUUACGCCAUUGAAGAAAUCGGACGUCAUUCCAGAGGAUCGGCGAUUAGACUUCCUUGAACAAGUGUUUUGGAAUGUGCAUGACAUCAUCGCUGUGAACAGCAAGCUGCGCGAUGCCUUCAAUAAGCGCCAGAAGUCGUUUGCUAUUGUGGAACGCGUUGGAGAUAUUCUUUUGGAUAUUGUCCCACAGUUUCAUCCGUUCGUAUCCUACGGAAGUCAUCAGCUCUAUGGGAAAUUCGAGUUCGAGAAGGAAAAGAGCAAUAAUCCGGCCUUCCAGAAAUUCGUUGACGAAACGGAACGUCUUCCAGAAUCACGGAAACUUGAGCUGAAUGGUUAUUUGACGAAACCGACUACUCGGCUUGCUAGGUAUCCACUUCUACUUGGCGUCGUUCUUAAGUAUACGCCGGAUGGCAAUCCAGACAAGGAGGAAUUACCUAAAGUAAUUGCACUCGUCAAGGAAUUCCUAGACAAGGUCAACGUGGAGAGCGGGAAGACUGAAAAUCGUUUCAGCCUUCUGCAACUCGACCAACAGCUCGUCUUUCGGCCAGGAGAGGAAGUUGACCUUCGCUUGAGGGAGGAAGGGCGUGAGUUGGUAUACAAGGGCACCCUGAAAAGACGUGGUGGCCAGGGAGAUAGCGGGGAUCUACAACUUUUCCUCUUUGAUCACGCAUUGCUUAUGGUCAAGCAGAAAGACAAGAAUAAGCACGAGCAGCAUAAAGUCUAUCGUCGGCCAAUACCGCUUGAGCUUUUGCUCAUUGCAUGUCCCGAUGAGAUACCAGCGAAUGCUGCGCGCCACCAGCAAGGAAAAGCGCUCAAUAAGACUCUAACAAAGCGCAAUUCCUUCAACAAGAACUUGCCACCUCCACCUCCUACUAUCGCCCCCAUCAAACCGAGCAAAGACGGGUUUUCCAUCACUUUCGUACACCUCGGCCGGAAGUACUAUCAGCUUACUUUGUGGGCCUCUACACAAGUUAACCGACGGAAAUGGCUUGAUGUCAUCCACAAACAGCAGGAGGUGAUGCGGGAGAGAAGUAUGGUGUUUGACACAGUCACGCUUUCCGAGGGAUUCUUCACGGGUCCGAACAGAGUCAACUGCGCCGCACCCUUCGACUUCGGGAGGAGAGUCGCUUACGGAACAAAUGAUGGUGUAUACUUCUCAAACCUUCGGGAACCUAACCGACAUCCUGUGCGAGUCCUCGGAUUACCGGAUACCACGCAAAUUGACGUGUUAGAAGAGUUUCAGUUGCUGAUCGUACUCUCCGAACACUCCGUAAUUACAUUCCCGCUGGAGGCUCUUAGUGAGCACGACCCUAUGGGUGGCCUACGUCGAGCGAAGCGCAUCUCAUCGCAUACUUCAUUCUUCAAGGCUGGCAUGUGCCUUGGGAAGACGUUGGUUUGUGUCGUGAAAGCCAGUCAAUUGUCAAGUACCAUCAAGGCUCUGGAGCCCAUUGAGUAUGCUGUACGGGGAAAGAACAAGCCGACGUUCAAGAAGCUCAUCCAAGGCGGGAACGAUACGCUUCGGCUCUUCCGAGAGUUUUACAUUCCAGUUGAAUCCAGUUCAAUACACUACUUGAAGACGAAACUCUGCGUAGGAUGCACGAAGGGAUUCGAAAUUGUCGAUCUGGAAACGCUUGAUACACAGGCACUCCUUGAUCCCUCGGACGGUUCACUGGAUUUCGUUCAGAAGCGAGACGAUGUACGCCCGAUGGCGAUCUACCGCAUUGAAAAUGAUUUCCUAUUGUGUUACGAUGAAUUCGCAUUCUACGUUAACAAGAGUGGCUGGCGGGCGCGAAAAUGGUUUAUGGUCUAUUGGGAGGGUCAUCCUCGGUCAUUCGCACUUUAUUAUCCUUAUGUCCUCGCUUUCGAACCCACAUUUGUUGAAGUCCGACACGUCGAGACUGGUGCCUUGACUCAGAUCGUUCAAGGAAACAAUCUGCGUUGCUUAUUCGCCGAAGCACCGCCGUCUACUACACAUUCGAAGCAGAGUCUAUAUCCAGGUUCAAAUGGGUAUUCAGCGGGUAUGUAUGGUUAUGAUCCACGGCAGAGUGCGUACAGUGAUCGAUCAUCAAUGUACUCAGCAUCUACUGGCUCGUCAAUGUACCACGGUCAACAAGGGUACGGUGGGCAGAUGGCUCCAGGUGCAUAUCCACCGCGUUCGUCCUCAGCUAUGGGCAUGGGACGACGCGAGAUUAUCAUGGUGUCUGAUGACCGUGUCAUGGCGUUGCAGAUUGCGCGUCCAUUAUAA
Molecule: messenger RNA, 3156 nt
Organism: Fomitiporia mediterranea MF3/22
Lineage: Eukaryota; Fungi; Basidiomycota; Agaricomycetes; Hymenochaetales; Hymenochaetaceae
Product: CNH-domain-containing protein
Exons: 11
Coding region: 1-3156 (1051 amino acids)
Biological process (GO): intracellular signal transduction
Molecular function (GO): guanyl-nucleotide exchange factor activity
Source: RefSeq, a predicted model, not a curated record